Molecule: messenger RNA, 1420 nt
Organism: Staurois parvus
Lineage: Eukaryota; Metazoa; Chordata; Amphibia; Anura; Ranidae
Source: the annotation of a GenBank genome assembly
AUGGGGAAGGCUCGCAGGAAUCAGAGGCCCAAAAAAGCCCAAGUAGAUGAACUUGUGUAUGAUGAAUCCUUGUCCAAAGCAGAUAUCCCUUCCACGAAGGAGCUCUCCUCAAAGUACUAUAAUGAUGAAAUUGAUGAUUACCACGAGGGGAAGUUUAAGAGUCUGAUGGAAAAAGGAGUCAAAUUUGACAACGCUGAUGAAGAAUACGACAGCGAGGAUGAGGUUAUGCCUCUUGAUAUUCCUGAAGAGGAGGAAGAUGAUGAAGAGGAUGACGAAGACGAGGCAGAGGAUGAAGAUGAUCGUAUUUCAAUGGGAAGUGACCUAGAAGAUCGUUCAAAUGAUGGUCUGCCGGAUGCUUUGGCCUGGGGACAGAAGAAGAAACUGUACUAUGACACAGACUACAAGGAAUACAGUAAAAAAAAUAAAAAAAGCAAAGAGGAGCUAGAGGUGGAAGCUGAAGAAGAGGAAGAGGAAGCACAAAAUAUCCAGCAACGGUUGGCAAAGACCCUCAGUGAGGAAGAUUAUGGCCUGGAUUUCAUACAGGAAUUCGGUGAAAAACCAAGCGAUGAGAAGCUGUCAGAAGAAAAGAUUGUAAAAGAUUUGCAGAAAAUGUCUGAUAAGGAAAAACGCAAAUUGCUGAAAAAGGAAUCUCCAGAGCUGCUGGAACUUAUUCAGGAUCUGAAGCUUAAGUUAGGAGAAGUGAAAGAUGAAUUGCAACCGUUGUUGCAGAUGGUGAGAAACGGGACCAUCCCCAAAGGAAAGGGUAGUGCCUACCUUAAGUCAAAAUUCCAGCUUUAUAUGAAUUAUUGCACAAAUAUCAGCUAUUACCUGUUUCUGAAAGCCAAGAGACUGCCUAUCACUGGGCACCCUGUCAUAGAAAGACUGGUUACAUACAGAAAUCUGAUAAACAAAUUGGCGGUUGUGGAUCAGACAUUAUCUGCACAAAUACAUUUGCUUCUAAGUGAAGAUUUUCCGGAAAAAUACUGGUGCAUUUAAAUUCCAAAAAGGUCAACCAAAAGCUUCCAAGAAAGCAGCUGUCAAGCGUCCUCUAGAGGAGCCGAAAGACAUUGACUCAGAUCUGGAUGAAGAAGAUGCUCUGAGUUAUUACAGGAUGAUGGAGAGGAAACUACUAGAAAAAAGGAAGCGUGGGAAAAAAGAGGCAGUUGAUGAGGUGCCAGCAGAAGAAAUGGAUCCCAAUGCAAAGAGAGCUAUUACUUACCAGAUUGCGAAAAAUAAAGGACUUACACCUAAAAGGAAGAAGAUUGACAGAAACCCCAGGGUUAAACACAGAGAGAAGUUCAGGCGUGCCAAAAUCCGCAGAAAGGGCCAGGUUCGAGAGGUUCGCAAGGAGGAGGUCAGGUACUCCGGAGAGAUAUCUGGAAUCCGUGCGGGGGUUAAGAAGAGUAUCAAGCUUAAAUAA